CACAUGCAGAUUACAACUCUGGGUCGGAUUUGUAUUCAGUAGGGUUAGUUUUAAAGGUGUUUGCGAUUCAUUUAUUGUCUGUUUUCCUGCAUUGAAUCACGUGACUUAGUUGUGUAUGAAAAGACGGCCACAUCAUCAGAAUUGUUAGCAGUGAUCCAGUAUGGCAGAAGCUCAUCAGGCUGUGGCCUUCCAGUUCACCGUUGGCCCUGAUGGCAUUGACCUUCAGCUCAGUCAUGAGGCUCUUCGACAGGUCUACCUCUCUGGACUUCACUCCUGGAAGAAGAAAUUCAUUCGCUUUAAGAAUGGGAUUUUGAAUGGGGUGUACCCAGGGAGCGCACCUGGGUUCAUGCUGGUGUUAGCAGGGUACUUGGGAAGAGCGCAUUACUUAAAAGUGGACCCUUCCUUAGGCCUGUUCGGCAAACUUGGCAAACUUGUCCCGGUCAGUAGGUAUAUGUCUGCACAAAAGCAGAUGUUAGUUGGGGGUGUCAUGGUGGGAACGGGUCUGUGGAUUGCCAUCAUAUUUUGCAUGAGGACUGUCCUGAAGGGUCUGCUGUCCUGGCAUGGCUGGAUGUAUGGUGCCCGUGGCAAAAUGACCUGGAAACUUCAACUAUGGCUUGUGCUAGUGAAGAUUUUUUCUGGCAUGCAAAGACCAAUGCUAAACAGCUUCCAGACAUCGCUCCCUCAUUUACCUUUGCCAUCUGUGAAGGACACCAUGAGAAGAUAUCUUGAAUCAGUCCGGCCACUGCUGAGCGAUGAGGAACACCAAAGAAUGCAGAGUCUUGCACUUGACUUUGAGAAGAACCUUGGACCAAAACUUCAGUGGUACCUCAAACUGAAGUCUUGGUGGGCCACCAAUUAUGUCAGUGACUGGUGGGAAGAAUAUAUCUACUUGAGAGGUCGUGGUCCAAUCAUGGUUAACAGCAACUACUAUGUAAUGGACUUUCUUUAUGCCUUUCCCACACAUCUACAAGCAGCAAGAGCCGGCAACGUCAUUCAUGCAAUCAUGGUUUACAGAGGGAAGCUGGACCGUGCUCAAAUCAAGCCGCUUAUGCUUCAAAACACCAUCCCCAUGUGCUCGUCCCAGUAUGAGCGCAUGUUCAACACCAGUCGCAUCCCAGGCAUAGAAACAGACUCCGUUAAGCAUAUGUCUGACAGCAGGCAUAUUGUGGUGUAUCAUCGGGGCCGUUACUUUAAAGUAUGGUUGUUUUAUGAUGGGCGGUUACUGUUGCCACGGGAGAUAGAGCACCAGAUGGAGAGGAUCCUGGCUGACACGUCAGAGCCACAGCCUGGAGAGGAAACCCUCGCCGCCCUCACCGCAGGGGACAGAGUGCCUUGGGCAUGUGCCCGUAAUGCCUACCUCAGACACGGCAAGAACAAGAAGUCUCUGGAUGCUGUUGAGAAGGCUGCUUUCUUUGUUACACUGGAUGACACAGAGCAGCGCUAUGAUCCAGAAAACCCUGUGGAGUCCUUGGACCGUUAUGCUAAAUCACUGCUCCAUGGGAAGUGUUAUGACAGGUGGUUUGAUAAGUCCAUAAACUUCAUUGUCUUCAAAAAUGGAACAAUGGGCCUUAAUGCAGAACACAGUUGGGCUGAUGCUCCAAUCGUUGGCCACCUCUGGGAGCAUGCGCUCUCAAUGGACCCUGUUAAGCUGGGCUACACAAAAGAUGGCCACUGUAAAGGAGAACCUCACCCUAAUCUGCCUGGACCUCAAAGACUCCAUUGGAAUAUCCCAUCUGAGUGCCAAACUAUGAUUGCCAACUCUCUGUCUGUGGCCAAGGCUUUGGCUGAUGAUGUGGACUCUCAUAUCAUCCCCUUUAGUGAUUUUGGAAAGGGCCUGAUCAAGCAGUGCAAGACCAGUCCAGAUGCCUUCAUCCAGCUCGCACUGCAGCUGGCCCAUUAUAGGGACAAACGAAAAUUCUGCUUGACUUAUGAGGCAUCCAUGACACGUUUAUUCAGAGAAGGCCGUACAGAAACUGUGCGCUCCUGCACCGUGGAGUCCUGUGCUUUUGUCCAUGCCAUGACCAACAAUGAGACGAGAGAAGAGAAACUUCGUUUACUGAUCAAGGCCUCCGAGAAACACCAGCAGAUGUACAGAAUGGCAAUGACUGGUCAUGGCAUUGACCGCCAUCUCUUUUGCCUCUACGUAGUGUCUAAGUACCUUGGACAGGACUCCCCUUUCCUCCAAGAGGUGCUGUCAGAGCCUUGGAAACUCUCCACCAGUCAGACUCCCCUACAGCAGGUGGAGCUGUUUGACCUGGCGAGACACCCAGAGUAUGUGACCAGUGGGGGAGGCUUUGGACCGGUUGCAGAUGAUGGUUAUGGUGUGGCCUAUGUGAUUAUUGGAGAAAAACUCAUCAAUUUCCACAUCUCUUCCAAGCGUUCCAGUCUAGAGACCGACUCUCAUCGCUUUGGAAACAAUAUCAGACAAGCAAUGCUUGAUAUGCUGGAUCUGUUUCAGCUUGACAAAAGAGACCCAAAGUGAUUUGACUGGUGAAAGGAUUGUGCUUUUAAUGACUAACCUUAAUUAAGUGAAGCGUGAUUUCUUUUUUUUUUUUUUUUUUUUUUUUGCUUUACCUGUGUUGUCCUGUUUGUUUGCAUGUGUCUGUGAGAUGCAGCAUAUAAAGGAGAGAAUUAGGGAGGCAGUGUGAGAAUCUCAUUCUGUUGUUAUAUGUGCUGGUGCCUUAACAUGUGUCUUAACUGAACAGUUCAGUGCAGGUGAUCUAAAGUUAAACUGCAUUUCAUUACCAGGAUGUGCUUUCACUCUUCGCUCGCAGUAUACUUUACUGAGAUGUACAAAUUCUUAGACUGACACUUCAAUAGACGACAUUCUGUUGACUAGAUGUCAAGGAGCAUAGUAAUUUGCUUGGCUGAAGUGUUUAGCUUAUAAAUAAAGCAAAUCGCAGCUCUUUAUUUUUGCUUUUGCUUUGCAUUCUUAUAUUUGCAGUUUUUCAGCUUCAAUAUUAAGUAAUGAAUAGAAAGAUGAGAUUAAGCAGAUGUUAAGUUUCUGAAUACCCCAUGUGUGCACUCAUUUAUAAUGGAUUUUGCUUGACCAGCCUGUUUUUAUUGGUUGGUGUCGUGUUGAUUCAGCAUAAUUGGAAAGGUCUGUUUUAAUUGGUUAAUGUUUAUCAGAGCCUUUAUCACAAUAACUGUAUAUUUGUUUUUAUUUGAUUUCAUUUAUUUUUUUUCCAUCAUAUUUUAUGUUCCUUCUGACUGGUAUAUACUGUAAUGGUUUUGAAAAAUAUUUAAAAAAAAAAAAAA
Rhinichthys klamathensis goyatoka is the source of this 3258-nucleotide messenger RNA. It is a transcript of the gene cpt1aa, whose product is annotated as carnitine palmitoyltransferase 1Aa (liver). Gene Ontology annotation, biological process: carnitine metabolic process; fatty acid metabolic process. The record is from RefSeq and is a predicted model, not a curated record. Gene Ontology annotation, cellular component: mitochondrion. The coding region runs from base 161 to 2482 and encodes 773 amino acids. Gene Ontology annotation, molecular function: carnitine O-palmitoyltransferase activity. The transcript is spliced from 19 exons. NCBI's taxonomy places the organism in Eukaryota, Metazoa, Chordata, Actinopteri, Cypriniformes, Leuciscidae.